AUGUUAAUUAUUUUCUUUCUCUUUCUUUCAUUUGGAUUUUCUCAACAAUGUUUAGAAGCUCAAGAAAUAAUAUUAACUUCUUUAAAUACUCAAAUAGUUAUUAAUAAUAAAAUAAUGAAAGUCUCAACUCCUUCAUAUACUGGAUGUAAUGAUUUUAAACAACAUCAUACAAGAUGGUUUAAAAUUAAAAAUUAUGAAAAUGUUCCUCUUCUUGUAAAUAUUUCUUAUUCUCCAAUUACUCAUCUUCAUAUUGUUGAUUCAUGUUUAUUUCAAAAUUUGAAUCAUCUGUUUAUCUUGGUUUUUUUACUUCAACUCCUCCACUUCAAUCAACUCUUCAAAUUGAUUCAUCCAAAUUAA
Entamoeba dispar SAW760 is the source of this 357-nucleotide messenger RNA. RefSeq lists its product as uncharacterized. The coding region runs from base 1 to 357 and encodes 118 amino acids. The record is from RefSeq and is a predicted model, not a curated record. NCBI's taxonomy places the organism in Eukaryota, Evosea, Mastigamoebida, Endamoebidae. The transcript is spliced from 2 exons.